Pieris brassicae (large cabbage white) is the source of this 1194-nucleotide messenger RNA. RefSeq lists its product as uncharacterized. Lineage: Eukaryota; Metazoa; Arthropoda; Insecta; Lepidoptera; Pieridae. The transcript is spliced from 2 exons. The record is from RefSeq and is a predicted model, not a curated record. Bases 567 to 1175 code for a protein of 202 amino acids.
GGGGCUUACGGGCAGGAGGCUCAUCUGAUAUUAAGGGAUACCCGCCCCCUAUGCACACCGUCGAUGCCAGAAGGCUCGUGAGUGCGUUUUCGGCGUUUUAUGACGCUACUGAAAAGAACAUACCAGUUCUUUUCUUUAAGGGCCCUAAGCUGAAUUGGUUUUUAAAUACUUCAGUGGGCAGAUGGUAUAAACCCUACCCGGUGACACCAUAUCAACAUAUAAUAAUAAAAAUAGUUCUAAACUAAGGUUUAUUUAUUAACGGUAAUAUUAUUUAUGUAGUUAAUCGAAGUCUUAUCUCGGAGUCGAAUCAUGUGCAAAACGAAAACAAUACAGAGAGUCGUGCACGUUCCUACUUUAAAAUAAAUGUUUAAGCAGCUUCAUUUCCAUGGUUAUCCAUCAAAAUACAAAUAAAGCCAAAAAAAUGCGUAUUUUCUCCUCCUAUUGUUCGCUGAAAACAAUGACCAACCUUAUUGUACAUACAAAAAAGUCCUACCAUUGUUAAGAAGGACACAGUGAGAAAUUUCAGUUAAAAAUUACAGCCUCGAUCAAACUUCGUCCAGAGCAACAUGUUCAUUAUAUUCAAGAUAAUAAUCAUAUCAUUUCUAAACUAUCCCACUGAAGGAUCCAUCGAUGGAAAAAGCUACCUGGAUUCCUUAGCCAUGAAGUCUUUUAAAGAAAAACCUGGUGAAGACGCCUGCAAUCCUCUUUAUUGGUAUCCGAGAAACAUUCCAGAGUAUUGUCAAUACCGCGCCCCCAAUAAACCCGAUAUAAAACUUCCUAUACAUGUACCUCUGCCCGUACCUUUGCCUCUUGUACCUGCCUUGCCAGCUCCGUUGCCCAUUCCCCCUUUGCCUUACGGCGUACCUAUAGUACCGAGUAAUCCAAUGAUACCCAUUGUUCCAAAUUUGUACUACCCACCGAUUCCAAGCCAUUCCGUUCCAUUCUAUCAGCAGCCUCAAGCUGCAAUGGUACCUGGUAUUUCUGGAAUAGUUUCAAGAGAUGGAGGUAUAAACAUACUACCAUUUUCCGACGCGUAUGCUGACAUGUUGGAAAAACACAAAAACAAAAUGAUAAGGCGAAAAUUAGAAAGAUUACUUGACAAAUAUGAUGAAUAUCCAAACCGUGGAACUUACAGACGAUUGAAAAGAUACAGGCAAGAAUUAUAUUAUGAUUAAAAAACUACGUUUUGUGUAA